GCAAAAUCCCAAACUUUGUUGUCAUGCUGUCUAACCUGGCUGCCUUCUUUCCCACAGACCGGGGGGGCCGGGCGCCGUGAGCGACCCGAGGAAUUGAGUUAUCCAGCGGGAGCGAAGCAGUUUCUUUGCCGGCCACGCUGCACCAUGCGCGCUGGGCUGGUUGCGUUCCUUGUUGCUUUCUGUCUGACUCCAGAUUCUGUGAAUGGGGGUGGGAAGAAAUUUUAUAAUGGACCUUGCGGGGGUCGAGACUGCAGUUCAGGCUGCCAGUGCUUUCCAGAGAAAGGUGGUCGGGGUCAACCAGGACCAAUUGGGAACCAAGGACUGAUGGGUGUUCCAGGGUUUACUGGACCAGAAGGCUUGAGGGGGCCAAAGGGAGAGAGAGGGAGCACAGGUGCCCCAGGUACAGCUGGACUGAAGGGAGAUAAGGGCCCAAUGGGAGUCCCCGGAUUUCCAGGAAUAUCCGGAGUUCCUGGGCAUCCUGGUCAGCCAGGACACAGAGGCUUGCCUGGCCUGGAUGGCUGUAAUGGCACUAUUGGGAGUCCUGGGGUUCCAGGACCAGAUGGAUUUCCUGGUGUGCAAGGUCCCCAGGGUGGCCCUGGACCAAAGGGGCCAAAAGGCGAGCCUUCGUUUGCCCAGGGAGUUUUUAAAGGAAUGAAGGGAGAAAGAGGUCGUUCUGGAUUGAAUGGUGCAGUUGGCCCUAAAGGUUUCCCUGGCCCUAUUGGUCCUAUUGGCCAAGCUGGGCUACCUGGCUUUCAGGGGCCACCAGGUCCACCUGGCCUCCCAGGUCCUGUGGGUAACAGUGGCCUAGUUUUCCAAGGAGAAAAAGGAGCAAAGGGAGAUGUUGGGCUUCCAGGGCCUGCUGGUCCUCCACCUUCUACUGGGAUCCAGGAAUUCAUGGGAUUCCCCAAAGGACAGCAAGGAGCUAAGGGUGUUCCUGGUCCUGAAGGCUUUCCUGGUCCUCCUGGGUUUCUUGGUCCUCCAGGCAUUAGGAUUAUCGGAGAAAAGGGAGAAAAAGGUGUACCUGGUUUGCCAGGGCCAAGGGGAGAUAUGGGAUUGAAGGGCUUUGAUGGAGGCCCAGGGAGACCGGGUGUACCAGGUGAACCAGGAUUUCCUGGACGGGAUGGAUCACCAGGAGGAAAGGGCGACUUUGGGGAUGUUGGUCCACCAGGUCCUACAGUUAUUGUUGAUGGAGAAGGUGCUGUGGUCUCGGGUCCUCCUGGAGAGCCUGGGACACGUGGAACCCCCGGAGCUAGAGGUGACCAAGGGUUCAAUGGUUUACCAGGUCUUCCUGGCCAAGCAGGGUUUCCUGCACCUACUCCAGGUUCCCCGGGUCGUAUGGGAAUCCCAGGUGAACUGGGACCAAAAGGAGACCUAGGAGACCCAGGCAGAGAAACAAUUGGCUUGCCUGGUCCACCAGGCAGAGAUGGAGCUCCAGGUUUGCCAGGUGCUCCUGGCUUACCUGGACCAUCACUUCCCAUAUUUACUCCGGGAGCGAUCGUUGCUGGAGAACCCGGGGAGACAGGACCACCAGGACAGAGAGGGCCACCAGGACUGUUCGGGGUAAAAGGCUACAAAGGUGAAGCUGGAGAUUGUGCUUGUGAUGGAGGGAUCACACGAGCAGGCUUGAAAGGGGAGCCAGGUGCCCGUGGUCAGCCUGGAAGACCUGGUGAAACAGGCCCAAAAGGACCUUUUGGAGAUCCAGGAGAUGGUGCACCAGGGCCACCUGGUCAACCGGGUUUCUUUGGUCAGCCUGGUCUUCCAGGCAACAAAGGAGAGAAAGGAGAAGCAUAUCUGUUCUCAGGCAGAGGCACCCAGGGAGAUCCAGGCAAUGUGGGCCCCAGAGGGCCUUCAGGUGCAUCAGGAGUUCCUGGUAGGGAUGGCAUACCUGGUUUGCCAGGUCGACCGGGCCCUCCAGGUGAUGGUGGAUUGGGCUUUCCAGGAGACAAAGGUUUUUCAGGGUCACCUGGUUUCAAGGGUCGCCGUGGAGAGAGUGGUCUUCCUGGAGUUGGUUUCCCAGGCCCAGCUGGAGUUCCUGGGCCUCCAGGUGACCCAGGAAUUGACGGAUAUCCAGGGCAACCUGGUCUCCCAGGUGCUCCAGGUGAUUGCUGCUGCGGUGAGGAGGUUGGUAAUGAAGUCUUAGACGCUCAGGGAGGUAUAACUUUGCCCUGUGUGAUUCCUGGAGCAUUUGGUCCACCUGGGCUUCCAGGAUUCCCAGGAUCUCCAGGCUCCAAGGGCAGCAAAGGUCUGCCAGGCAUCCCAGGGCAGCCAGGAUUAAAUGGCAUUCAAGGGCAGCCGGGAUCACCAGGGUCAGUAGGGCCUUCAGGAGCACCAGGAUUCUCUGGCAUUCGUGGAGAGCCAGGGCCACAAGGAUCCCCAGGACCUGAUGGGAAGGAUGGAUUGCCUGGAAAUCUAGGCUCCCCUGGUUCGCCAGGGCCAAGGGGGCCACCUGGUGAAGUGUUUGGUGCUGAAAGCGGAGCUCCAGGGCAACCUGGUCUGCCAGGAUUGACAGGAGAUAAAGGCAUCCUUGGGGAACCUGGCCUUCCAGGUCAGAAAGGUGCAGAUGGGAGGCCAGGUCUGUCAGGUGUGAAAGGUGGACGUGGGGAACCAGGCCUUCUGGGCAUUGAUGGACCACGAGGACCUCCAGGACCUGGAGGCCCUUUUGGCAUUAAAGGAAAGCCAGGUCCAAUGGGAGCAGUCGGCUUCCCAGGACCACCAGGCUGUCAAGGAGCUCCUGGAGAUAAAGGCAGAAGUGGUGAUGCGGGGGCACCAGGCCCCACUGGUAUGAAGGGGUUCCCUGGUCCUGUUGGUCUCCCAGGACGUUCUGGUGAACUAGGGUUACCCGGGCCACUUGGCCCUCCAGGUGCAGAUGGAAAUCCAGGUUUUACCGGAUCAAAAGGACAAAAGGGCUUUGCAGGUGUCAUCGGCUUCCCUGGAAUGCCAGGCUUACCUGGAAUCCCAGGGGUGAACGGGCCAAAAGGAGCUUUCGGAUUACCAGGAAGAGAUGGAAAUAUUGGGUUUCCUGGACUCGAUGGUCUAAAAGGAGACAGAGGUGACCGUGGUCCUCCAGGACCUCCUGUCCUUAGACCUCCAGAACUGGCCCUUGCAUUCAAAGGAAGCAAAGGAGAGCCUGGUUUUGCUGGGAAUGCAGGGUUUACAGGACCUAGAGGGAACAAGGGACUCCCUGGUCCCCGUGGACAGCCAGGGCCCCCAGGAAUAGCUGGGCUUCCAGGCAGAGAGAAAGGACCUCCUGGAGACUCAGGUCUCCCUGGAACACCCGGCUCUCCCGGCUUCCCAGGACAGAAGGGAACCUCUGGCAUCCUAGGUUUUCCAGGAAUGCCCGGAGGAAAUGGUGAUAAGGGUUUGUUGGGGCCAUCUGGAUUCCCAGGGAAUACGGGAUUGCGUGGUUCAAAGGGUGACCGAGGAGAAUCAUUUGGAAUCCCAGGUGGUGUAGGACCUAAAGGAGAACAAGGGGGCCCUGGACUUCCAGGUGCAAGAGGACUUGAUGGACCAAAGGGUGAGCCAGGACUCCCAGGAAGCGUUGGGAUAAAAGGAAAUAAAGGUGCACCGGGGGACUUUGGCCAAGAUGGACCACCAGGUUUCCCUGGAGUUGGGAUUUCAAGGGGCAAUCCAGGUUUUCCAGGCAUUCCUGGGCAGCGCGGCCCUCCAGGACUUACAGGGCUUCCUGGGAUUGCAGGACCAAAAGGAUUCCUCGGCUCUCCGGGCUUGAUUGGCUUAAAUGGUUUACCUGGCACAAAGGGCUCACCUGGAACACCAGGUCUGAGUGAAAUUGGACUUCCAGGGCCUGCUGGAAUGCCAGGUGCCAAAGGAGAACAGGGUGUUCCCGGUUUUCAAAUUGGACCCCCAGGAUUGCCUGGACAGAAGGGACCUGCAGGAGACUUGGGUCGUCCUGGAGCUAUAGGUUCUCCUGGUUUGCAAGGGCCUCCAGGCAUCUCUCUUCCAUCAGAAAUUCCUGGGAGACCCGGUGAUGCUGGACGUCCUGGAGAAGAUGGUAGACCAGGCUUCCCAGGUCCCCCUGGGCCACGUGGACCACCAGGCCCAGCCUCCAACCAAGGUGUUACUGGUGACCCCGGCCUCCCUGGUCAUCCUGGACUAAAAGGCUUCAAAGGUGACAUGGGCUUCCUUGGGUUGGACGGAGAACCGGGAGCAUCAGGAUUCAAAGGCUUCAGAGGUGACCCAGGUUUAAUGGGAAUGCCAGGUAAAGAUGGUCCUCCAGGAGAUUCCGGUUUCCCUGGGCCAAAAGGUGAAGCAGGCCGUCGAGGGUUUCCUGGGCUUCAAGGGGCUCCUGGUCUUGUGCAGAAAGUAGAAGAAGUCAAAGUUGCUCCAGGCUUAAUUGGACUGCCAGGAAUUGAUGGCAUCCCUGGUUUGGAUGGAGAUACUGGGUUCCAGGGCCUGACUGGACCACAAGGCCCCAAAGGGAUGGCAGGUAGACAGGGCCAGAUGGGAGUCAAUGGUUUUCCAGGGUCACCUGGUGUAGUUGGAGAUCCAGGGACUCCAGGAAGUACCGGGCCACCAGGAUUUGAAGGAAUGUCUGGGAAGCCUGGUCCUGCCGGUUUACCUGGCAUGCCGGGCCGCAGUGUUGGGGUUGGCUACACUUUGGUGAAGCACAGCCAGUCGGAACAGAUCCCGCCAUGCCCUGUAGGGAUGAACAAGCUCUGGGAAGGGUACAGUUUGCUGUAUGUGGAGGGCCAGGAGAAGGCUCACAACCAGGACCUUGGUUUUGCCGGCUCCUGCCUGCCUCGCUUCAGCACGAUGCCUUUCAUUUACUGCAACAUUAAUGAGGUCUGCUACUAUGCCAGCCGCAAUGACAAAUCCUACUGGCUCUCCACCACAGCUCCCAUCCCCAUGAUGCCCGUCAGCAGCUUCCAGAUCUCUCAGUACAUCAGCCGCUGCUCAGUAUGCGAAGCUCCUUCCCAGGCUGUGGCUGUUCACAGUCAGGACAUCACCAUCCCCCAGUGCCCAGAAGGCUGGCGUAGCCUCUGGAUUGGAUAUUCCUUCCUCAUGCACACUGCAGCUGGAGCUGAAGGUGGCGGCCAGUCCCUCGUCUCCCCCGGCUCUUGCCUGGAAGACUUCCGUGCCACCCCUUUCAUCGAAUGUAAUGGUGCCCGAGGGACCUGCCACUACUUCUCAAACAAGUACAGUUUUUGGCUGACGACGGUUGAGCAGACCCAGCAAUUUGCCGACUUUACUGUCUCCGAGACUCUGAAAGCAGGUCAGCUCCGGACACGAGUUGGUCGGUGCCAAGUCUGCAUGAAGAACUUGUAGCAAAAGCCAGAACUGGCCAGAGCCAACAUAAGGGACUUGAGGUCUUGCAGUGCUGGAGACUGUGGGAUGUGCAAUCUUCCCCGGCUGCAGUAAUGGCAUUGAAAUCACUUCGAAAACCUCUGGAGCCCCCUUGUCUAUAUCACAGAA
This is a messenger RNA of Lacerta agilis (Sand lizard), 5430 nucleotides long. RefSeq names its product collagen type IV alpha 6 chain (gene COL4A6). The transcript has 47 exons. Gene Ontology annotation, cellular component: collagen trimer. Lineage: Eukaryota; Metazoa; Chordata; Lepidosauria; Squamata; Lacertidae. Gene Ontology annotation, molecular function: extracellular matrix structural constituent. Bases 145 to 5283 code for a protein of 1712 amino acids. The record is from RefSeq and is a predicted model, not a curated record.